Triticum dicoccoides is the source of this 1810-nucleotide messenger RNA. Its product is annotated as serine carboxypeptidase-like 42. Gene Ontology annotation, molecular function: serine-type carboxypeptidase activity. Gene Ontology annotation, biological process: proteolysis. The transcript is spliced from 10 exons. NCBI's taxonomy places the organism in Eukaryota, Viridiplantae, Streptophyta, Magnoliopsida, Poales, Poaceae. The coding region runs from base 59 to 1477 and encodes 472 amino acids. The record is from RefSeq and is a predicted model, not a curated record.
UCCCCCUCCUACCUCACUCGUCCUCCCAAUUCCCGUUACUCUCGAGGUCAUCGCAGCAAUGGCGGGCUCCUGGCGAGCCGCGGCGCUGGCGGUGGCGAUGGUUUGUUUCGUCGCCAGCAGCUGCGUGCUCGGGUUCCCGGAGGAGGAUUUGGUGGGGCGGCUGCCCGGGCAGCCCGCCGUGGGGUUCAGGCAGUUCACCGGGUACGUGGACGUCGACGUCAAGGCCGGGAGGAGCCUCUUCUACUACUUCGCGGAGGCGCAGGACAACGCCGCCGGCAGGCCGCUCACGCUCUGGCUCAACGGAGGUCCUGGCUGUUCUUCGGUUGGAGGCGGCGCGUUUACGGAGCUCGGCCCGUUUUAUCCCAGAGGAGAUGGCAGAGGCCUUCGGUUAAACAAGAAGUCGUGGAAUAAAGUGUCCAAUCUUCUAUUUGUUGAAUCACCCGCUGGAGUUGGAUGGUCCUACUCCAACACUUCGUCAGACUACAAUACAGGAGAUGCGCGGACCGCUAAUGAUAUGUACAAAUUUCUGUUGGGAUGGUAUAAGAAGUUCCCGGAGUACAGAUCAAGCAGCUUACUUCUUUCGGGAGAGAGCUAUGCAGGGCAUUAUAUACCGCAACUCACCGACGUCCUUCUCACACACAAUGAGAAAUCUAAGGGUUUUAAGUUCAAUAUCAAGGGGGUAGCUAUCGGGAAUCCGUUACUCAAGCUUGACAGGGAUGUCCCCGCGACAUAUGAGUACUUCUGGUCCCAUGGUAUGAUAUCCGAUGAGAUAUUUCUGGCCAUAAACAAGGGUUGUGAUUUUGAGGAUUACACAUUCGGUAGCCCCCACAAUGAGAGCAAGUCAUGCAAUGAUGCCAUUGCGGAGGCAAAUGCUGUAGUUGGACAAUAUGUCAACAACUAUGAUGUCAUUCUCGACGUCUGUUACCCAUCGAUUGUGAUGCAGGAGCUACGACUGCGCAAAUAUGUGACCAAGAUCAGUUUAGGAGUGGAUGUUUGCAUGUCAUAUGAAAGGUACUUCUACUUCAAUCUUCCAGAAGUGCAGCAUGCUCUUCAUGCUAAUAGAACACAUCUACCUUAUGGCUGGGGCAUGUGCAGUGAUGUGCUGAAUUACACCGAUAAGGAUGGUAACAUCAACAUCUUGCCUUUACUUCAGAGAAUAGUGGAACAUAAGAUACCAGUUUGGAUAUUCAGCGGCGAUCAAGACUCUGUGGUGCCCCUCUUGGGCUCCCGAACCCUUGUGCGAGAGCUAGCUCAUGACAUGGGGUUGCCUGUCACAGUUCCGUACAGUACUUGGUUCCGCAAAGGCCAGGUUGGAGGCUGGACAACAGAGUACGGUAAUCUUCUGACCUUUGCAACAGUGCGGGGCGCAUCUCACAUGGUGCCAUUUGCACAGCCAGACCGAGCUCUCGGCCUAUUUCGCUCAUUUGUGCUUGGACAGAGGCUCCCAAACACAACCUAUCCACCCAUUGGCGACUAAGUGUACCUAUAAAAGCAGCUGGAUAUAGAAAAAAAAUAGCUUAGGAUUUUUCAGUCUUGCUACAAGAGUUCAGUUCUCAAGGAUGUAUAAGUUGAUCAAUAAGUUCUUGAUUCUUUAGAAAGAAUGGAAAAGUAAUGCAUGCUGGCAAGUAUGAUCUUUAUCAGGAUUAUUAGAUUGCAUCCCUCAAAACCUGGAACGCAGAUUCCAGAGUAAUUUGUACAAGCAAUUAUGUCGAUGUAGUUAAUUUGGUGCGCACUUGCAAAUGUAACUCUGCCUAAAUCAUCUCAUCGGUCCACACCAAAUGAAUGUUAAAAAGGUUCGUUAAGAGGAUAA